GAAGAAUUAGCGCAACGGGUCAUUCUGACAGAAGCACGAGUUCAGGUGAUCAAGAAACCUUUUUCUUUUUUUGGCAAAAAGAUAUCGUACAGCUUACUGGCCGAGUUACAGGUUUGGUUCCAAAAUCGACGCGCAAAAUGGAGGAAGCAAGAACGGACUUCCACAACCCAUCCAUAUGCAGCUGGACAUGCAGUUGCCCAUCACGUCCCUCGUCCACCUCAUCAUUUGACACAACCGCAUCCUUAUGCACUUCUGGCUGCAGCUGCAGCACACCAGUCCAUGGACAACUGCGCUGAUCGUGUAGCCUUCAUGGCCGCAGUGAAUGCUCAGCAGCAAGCGCUAGGCAAGUGA
Messenger RNA from Gongylonema pulchrum, 351 nucleotides. Lineage: Eukaryota; Metazoa; Nematoda; Chromadorea; Rhabditida; Gongylonematidae. The record is from the annotation of a GenBank genome assembly.